Cylindrotheca closterium is the source of this 2067-nucleotide messenger RNA. The record is from the annotation of a GenBank genome assembly. NCBI's taxonomy places the organism in Eukaryota, Bacillariophyta, Bacillariophyceae, Bacillariales, Bacillariaceae.
AUGCGAAACUAUAUUUCCUUUUUUGCAAUUUUUAUUGUGGCAGAGAUUUCUCAGCAAUCUUUGUCCUUUGUUCACAGCCCAUCGCUUGUGAGAAAUACUGCUCUCUUGGGUGUCAAUAAGAACUUGCCCCAUCCAGAAUAUACCAUUGAUGACGAAUCAGACACAACAGAGAGUACCACCCCCGUAGACAAAGGAGAAUAUUUCUCGGUCACUCAAACAAAGGAAGAGUCAAAGGAAGAGCCAGAAGUCUCAAAGGGUGGUCCACCCAUUCAGAAACCAGAGUACGGUGCCUUGUCACAAGGAACAGUUAUGAAAAUUCAGGUUGGUGACAUUGCUCUAGCCAGAAAAGCAUGGAAGAAGAGAAGGAGAUCAGGAUCGCCUCUCCUCGUCCCUUGCAGUGUCUUGAAUGUUGAUCGGCAAUCAAUGGUUCGGUGGAAUAUGAUUUACCUCCUUGAAAAGUUUGGAUUGAGCAAGAAGGAUGGAAUUGAAAUUUCUGCCAGCGACAUGGCAAACAGGUAUCGUACAUUUUUGAAGUCUUCCCUCCAGAACCAAGCAGAUGCACUUUCAUAUUCGUCAAACAACGAAAUGAUCAAGGACCUUUUCAACAAGAAGACUCAAGAGUCCUAUGGAGUACGUCUCGUGGAGAAGGACGACCAAUUGUUUUUAAAGGCUCCAAUCUCAAAGUCGAAAGCCCACCAAAGAACAGCAAAGACACCAGUUCUUCAGUUCCGGCUUCCAAAGAAAGGGGAUCACGGAGACGAGGACACCAUGACUCACACCGGGUAUUUGAGAGCCCGAAAGGAGGACAAAGAGUACGGUUUUCUUCCACUUUCAGCAGCACUUCGUGUCUCGCAAAAAGAUGAUGUUGACAGUGGUCGUGUGGAAGAAGGAAGCAUUCACCCUGCAGUUGUUUUCGACUAUGAUGCCAUGGGAGAUGGCGGUUCGCCGCUACUCACACUUUCGUUGAAUCCUCGCGGAACUCGGGAUAACUUGAAGAUGAAAACAGAUAGAAGAUUCAUGCCAAUCGAGGACCCCAAGUGUAUGUUCAAUGAGCUCAAAGUUGGUCAGGGCCCGUACCAGGCAAAGGUUGUACAAAUGCUUCCAGGCAGAGCAUUGGUCGAUAUGCAAGUUGGACGGGAAGUCUCACAAGCGGGUAUGGUGAACGUUCUAGGCACGCUUCAAUUCAAAGAUUCUUUCGAAUCCGAUCCAAGUGUGGCAAAAAAGAGCAAGUGGCUCAUUAAGGAUUUCGAUGACAACGAUGAUGAUGAUGAUUAUGAAGAUGACUCGGAAUCUGUCAUUGCGGCUUCUCUUGAGGACUUGGAUUUUGACGAAGAAGAAGACUUUGACGAAGAGGAUGAAGCUGGUAUUGCAGAGCAACUUUUGGCGUUAAGAGACUCGUCGACAUUUGAAGAGGGAACCUUCGAAGAAGGAGAAGAGGAAGAAGACAUCUCCAAUAACUUUGAAGUCAACGACGACGGAUCGAUCCUGUUCACUGACCCAGAUACCGGUAAACCAAUCCUACUCAACGAAGACGAUGGAGAGGAAGCCCCAAAGGGAUUCGGCUCCAAAAUGGUGAAGGAGAAACCUUCGAAGAACCGAAAGUUUAAAAUCAUGAACCAUCAGGCUGCCGAGGAACCAAAGACCCGCAUAGUUUCGAAGCAUCUGAAAGUCGGCGACGUUGUAGACGUGUACGUUCGCACUGUUUCCAAGCAAUCUGGACAAUUUGCGGUUACGACAAAUCCCGCGGUGCAAGGACGAAAAGCCAAAGACAUGAAGAAGGAAAAUGACGCUUCCAAGAGGCUCAAGAAGUUGAAGAAGAGUCUAGGAGGGGGGCUCAGACUGAUCUAUGAAUCGGAAGGGAGCGAGUGCGAAGGUACUGUGAAAGCGGCUUCAAAAACUGGAGACUGGGUUUACGUCGAACCAGACAUCGAGGGACUACCAGUUGGAAUUGCAGCUAUGAGCGAAGAGCUUUCUGGCGUCAAUUCUGGCGACAGAGUCCGAGUUAGAAUAGAAGGCGUUGAUGAAGAAAGAGGCCAAUUGUCACUGCAAGUGCUUGAGAAGCUGUAA